Messenger RNA from Ipomoea triloba (trilobed morning glory), 3963 nucleotides. RefSeq lists its product as uncharacterized. The coding region runs from base 1 to 3963 and encodes 1320 amino acids. The transcript has 3 exons. NCBI's taxonomy places the organism in Eukaryota, Viridiplantae, Streptophyta, Magnoliopsida, Solanales, Convolvulaceae. Gene Ontology annotation, biological process: DNA integration. The record is from RefSeq and is a predicted model, not a curated record. Gene Ontology annotation, molecular function: nucleic acid binding; RNA-DNA hybrid ribonuclease activity.
AUGGGGAUCGUGCAAUUUCCGCAGGAGUGCAUGAAAGUCUCCCCAAAUGCGGAUCAAUCCAGGUAUUGCAGAUUCCAUAGGCAGGUGGGCCAUGAUACCGAUGAAUGCAACGUGUUAAAACGCCAGAUUGAAGAGCUCAUCCAGAGGGGAUACUUCAGACAGUUCGUCAAACGGGAGCUCAUCCAGAGGGGAUACUUCAGACAGUUCGUCAAACGGUCAGGCCAGCAAAAGCCGGGCCAAAAGUCAAGCCAGCAACAACCUCCGCGUAAUUUACCAAAAAAUGUUUGGAAGAAGGAUGACAGCUCCGAGCCGUCAUCCUCGAGUGGUAAGAAAAGGGAGCACGACCAAGUUACAGUAACAGAUCUCUCUGACAAAGACACAGAAGAGCCCAGGAAACACAAGAAGCAGACCAUACACUUCAUCUACGGAGGUCCUGCAGGCGGAGACACACAAGCAGAAAGGAAGAAGUGGAGUCGCCAGUUAUAUGUAGGUGAGGUGGUCAGCCUUCCAAAGGGGAAAAAGCAGAGGAGGGAAGUCAUUACCUUCUCUGACGAUGACCUCCCAGAAGGUCUACUGCCUCACCGAGAUGCGUUGGUGAUCAAGAUGGAGAUCAACGACAGCAUUGUGCAUCGCAUACUCGUAGACACCGGAAGCUCAGUCAACGUGAUGUACUACGACGCUUUCACCAAACUGGGACUCCCCAGAAAUCAACUCAAAGAGGUACGGACUCCACUUUCUGGUUUUACUGGGGAUUCAAUAGAGACGGAGGGAUCUGUGGUACUACCAGUAGAGAUAGGUGUGAGCCCCAACACCUCCAAAAUAAACAUGGAGUUCAUCGUUGUGAAACUCACAUGUGCCCAUAACAUCAUACUUGGGAGGCCGGCUCUGGAAGAUUUGAAGGCGAUAGUCUCGAUGGAGCACCUGUGCAUGAAGUUUCCCACGCCAUACGGGAUAGGAGUUGCGAGAGGAGAUCAAAGAGCAGCUCGUAGCUGCUACAUCAAAGCGUGCAAGAAGAUUGGACAGAAAGAUCUGCAGGUCCACACCAUCGCAGAAAAAGUGCUGAGAGAAGAGGAGGGCUGGCCCCGCGCCGAGCCUGCAUCUGAAACAGAAGACGUGGUGGUCGAUCCUGCACAAGCAGAUAGGGUUGUAAAGAUUGGUACUGGGUUGGCACCCGAACUAAGAGCCCAGAUAGUCGAAGUCAUCCGACAGUUUAAAGAAGUUUUUGCGUGGGGUCCAGAAGACAUGCCAGGUAUCAAUCGAAACAUCAUAACUCACAAGUUAGCCGUGGACCCUACUAAGAAACCAAUACAACAAAGAAAGCGAUAUAUGUCGGCUGAACGAAGGGACUUUGUGAAAAACGAGGUGUUCGCGUUGACACAGGCAGGACAUGUCAAGGAGAUCUACUACCCCGUGUGGUUGAGCAACAUAGUCCUGGCCCCAAAAGGCUCCACAUGGAGAAUGUGUGUGGAUUAUACAGAUCUCAACAGAGCCUGCCCUAUGGAUCGAUUCCCCUUGCCAAACAUAGACCAGCUGGUAGAUGAGACGGCAGGAUGUGAGUUGAUGAGCUUCAUGGAUGCCUUCCGUGGGUACCAUCAGAUAUUCAUGCAUGAGGAGGAUGCUGAGAAGACUGCGUUCACCACCCCAGAAGGCAUUUUUUGCUACUUGGUCAUGCCGUUCGGCCUCAAAAACGCAGGCGCAACUUACACCCGGAUGGUGGCCAAGUUGUUUGGAAAAGUGCUGGGGCGAAACAUGGAGGCAUAUGUAGACGACAUGAUUGUCAAAAGCCGUAGAGGUGCCUCUCAUGUCAAAGACCUUAACGAGGUAUUUUCUAUUAUGAGAAAUUUUAAUUUACGCUUGAACCCUAAAAAAUGCACGUUCGCAGUCAAUGGGGGCAAGUUUCUGGGAUUUAUGGUCACUAGAAAUGGGAUAGAACCAAACCCAGAAAAGGUAAAAACCAUUCUUGACAUGGAACCCCCGCGGUCCAUUAAAGAAGUCCAAAGACUCAACGGUCGCUUAGCGGCUUUGGGUCGAUUUCUAUCUAAAUCGGCCGAACGAUCCCUCCCUUUCUUCCAGAUACUAAAGAAGAAUAAGGGAUUUGAAUGGACCCCAGAGUGUCAGUCGGCUUUCGAUGACUUGAAAAAAUAUUUGCUAUCCCCGCCACUGCUUGCAAAACUAGAGGAGGGUGAAACCUUACUCUUAUACCUGGGUAUAUCACAGGGUGCGAUCAGCUCCGUGUUGGUCAAAGAGGAAGGAGGGACUCAGCGUCCCAUUUACUAUGUAAGCAAGGCUCUACACGACGCAGAACUACGGUACACUGCCGUGGAGAAAACAGUGUUUGCUGCGGUCACCGCCUCUAAAAGGAUGGCGAGAUGGGCUAUGCACCUCAGCCAGUUCGACAUUGAAUUCAAACCAAGGCCCGCCAUCAAAGGUCAAGCCCUUGCGGACUUCAUAGUGGAAUGCACAGCCCGCGAAGUGACGGAGCAGGUGGAAAAUGAAGAUGGGGGAUGGUUCCACUUCAAGUUAUCUAACAAUGAGGCAGAGUAUGAGGCCCUCCUCAGCGGACUGCGGUUAGCAGCAGGACUACGAGCAGAAAAAGUUCGCAUCCGGUGUGAUUCCAAGUUAGUGGUCGGCCAGGUGAUGGGGGAGUACGAAGCCAAUGAAGGGAACAUGCAAAGAUACAGGGACGCAGUGCUGCGAACCUUGCGAGAAUUCGAGGGGUACGAAAUUCACCAAGUACCUCGAGAACAGAAUGCUGACGCUGACAUGCUCUCCAAGCUGAGCACUGGGAUCCCUGGCCACAUUCGUAAGAUUGCUCGGGUUGAGGAUUUGGAGACAUCCAGCAUCGAUAUCUCAUGGGUUUGCCCCGUGCAAUCCAGAGAGCCAUGUUGGAUUGACCACAUCACAAAGUACAAGAAGGAAGGCACUUUACCAGUGGACGAGCAAGAUGCAAAGCUAACAAGGUUGCGGGCACCCAGCUACGUGAUAUUGGAAGACAAGUUAUAUAAACGAUCCUAUAAUGGCACACUCUUGAAGUGUGUGUACCCUGACGAAGCAGAGCUGAUGAUGAGAGAAGUCCACGAAGGAGUGUGCUCCGCGCAUCAAGGAGCAUACACCAUAGCUCGACGCAUCAUGCUGCAAGGUUUCUUCUGGCCAAAGAUGUUGAAGGAUUGCGCAGAAUACGCCAAGCGAUGCCCUAAGUGUCAAGAGUUCCAGACAUUGCCAGGACGACCCGCAACCAACUACACUCCGGUGAGCACCGCAAUUCCAUUCUCGAGAUGGGGAAUAGACUUGGUAGGAGCCCUUCCCACGGGCUCGGGAAGCCGGAAGUACAUUAUCGUGGCCAUUGACUACUUCACCAAAUGGGUGGAAGCUGAUAUCGUGGCCAUUGACUACUUCACCAAAUGGGUGGAAGCUGAACCGCUGGCUAGUAUCACAGCAGCCAGGUGUAAAAAGUUCGUGGAGAAGAACAUAUUGUGCCGCUUCGGCAUCCCCAUCCAAGUAAUCACGGACAACGGACGUCAAUUCGAAGGCAGAGAGUUUUCAGACUUUUUGACGGAAUGGGGCAUCAAGCAUAGAGAGUUUUCAGACUUUUUGACGGAAUGGGGCAUCAAGCAUAGUCGGGUGGCGGUCUUUUUGACGGAAUGGGGCAUCAAGCAUAGUCGGGUGGCGGUGUCAUUGACGGAAUGGGGCAUCAAGCAUAGUCGGGUGGCGGUGUCAUACCCACAGGCGAAUGGUCAGGUAGAGAAUGCCAAUAGAACCAUCCUUGACGGUUUGAAGAGGAAGUUGGAAGCAGCUGGCGGGGCGUGGGUUGAAGAACUGGAUAGCAUCCUUUGGACCUAUCGCACAACCCCAAGGAGGGCUACGGGUGAAACUCCUUUCGCAUUGAGUUACGGGUUCGAAGCUCGAGCUCCAGCAGAGGCGAUGAUACNAAAAAAACAAUACAAGUGUUCAACACACGAAUAA